UUGAAAACAAUAACAAAUCGCUCCGUUCAAGUCAAAAAAUCAAAAAAAUGUCUAAAAACAUCAAAUUAUAUUUUGAUUUGAUGUCUCAACCAUCACGAGCGAUGUAUAUUUUGUUCGAUCUCGCUCAAAUUCCGACGGAUCAUCAACCAGUCGCCUUGAGAAAAGGAGCUCAUAUGACAGACGAAUUCAAAGCCAUAAAUCGUUUCCAAAAAGUGCCUUGCAUCGUCGAUCACGAUGGUUUCAAACUUUCCGAGAGUAUCGCCAUCCUCCGGUACUUGGAUCGCAAAAAUGAGUUUCCAUUAUUGAAAAAUUUGUAUCCCGAAGACACAAAACAUCGAGCGCAAGUCGAUGAAUUCCUCGAAUGGCAACACAAUGGCUUGCGAAUCUUUUGCGCGAUGUAUUUUCAACUUGCCUGGCUACUUCCGAUCCUCACGGGGAAGCCAAGUGCCCAAGAUCGGGUCGACGAGAUGAAAGAUCGCAUGGAAAUGGCGCUUGACACGAUGGAAGACGUCUGGUUGGGCGAAAAAAAUAAAUUUAUUACGGGAGAAAAACUCACAGCGGCAGAUAUUUGGGCGGCAUGCGAAAUUGAGCAACCAAAAAUGGCGGGAUAUGAUCCAGUCAAAGGUCGUCCAAGGUUGGCGAAUUGGCUGAAGGAGGUACGGAACGCUACAAAUCCCGUUUAUGACGAAGCCCAUAAAUAUGUGAGGAAAAUUUGUGAGUCCUCGAAGAAGGCAAAGUUGUGAAUUGGCCUUAAAAAGGUGAAUUUCGUGUUAGGUGAUGGUUUUAUUUCAUAAAAAAAUAAAAAAAAUGCAUUUU
Molecule: messenger RNA, 816 nt
Organism: Culicoides brevitarsis
Lineage: Eukaryota; Metazoa; Arthropoda; Insecta; Diptera; Ceratopogonidae
Product: glutathione S-transferase theta-1-like
Exons: 2
Coding region: 48-743 (231 amino acids)
Biological process (GO): glutathione metabolic process
Cellular component (GO): cytoplasm
Molecular function (GO): glutathione transferase activity
Source: RefSeq, a predicted model, not a curated record